This is a messenger RNA of Lindgomyces ingoldianus, 528 nucleotides long. RefSeq lists its product as uncharacterized. The record is from RefSeq and is a predicted model, not a curated record. The coding region runs from base 1 to 528 and encodes 175 amino acids. The transcript has a single exon. NCBI's taxonomy places the organism in Eukaryota, Fungi, Ascomycota, Dothideomycetes, Pleosporales, Lindgomycetaceae.
AUGUCUUGGAACUUCGCUCUACACAAGAUUAAUGAAUCAUUCGACCAGAUCGCGGAGUGGUAUCGAGUUUUCAUGCACCGGACAGAGCAAUCGUUCCGAGCUCUCCACGAGCGUUUAACAUUCCUCGAAAAUCAACAGUCCUUGCAAGGCCCGAGCGACGAACAAGUAGAGCGUGUCCUACGCAAGAUACUGGCUGAGAAAUUUGCGGACUCAGGUGUCCAUCGUCUUGAGCGUCCAAGCAACAUAAAGGAAAGCACAUGCUCCUUCCAGAAAACUGAAGAGGAUUCACCGUUUCCGAACCCCAUUCAAAUCGAUACCACCAUGCUUCACGUUGAUCCCGACGGGGUUCCUUCUGAGGCAUAUCGAAAACAAUUCAAGAUGUUGGAAAGCUCGUUAUCCGAAUUUCCACAUGUGGAUUUGAAGAGAUCCCAACAAUCCGAGGAGCCACAGGACGUCAAGGACCCUUCCCUCCAAGCCAAGGCUCGUAAUCAGUCUCCGGGUAACCAACACCGCACUAAACCUUGGUGA